AUGGCUGCUCCCAAGUUCCUGUGCCUACCACUGUUGUCCUUACUUGCCCUGCUUGUUGCCUACUGGUUCCGCCAUGUAGAAGAGGACAACCUGCAGGACCAGCUAGAUACAGUCUUAUCAUCUCUGCUUCGAGCUGAGCAGAAAGUUGGACUGGAUGCCCACCGUCCCCCACGAAUAGCAAUCGGUUUUGGAGGCUGCCUGGAUAUCAUUGUAGAUGGUGUAGCCCUGAUGAAGGAAACAACCAUAGAGCCUAGUUAUAACCCGGUUCACCAUAACUUCAUUGAGACAGAGACACAGUUGGCUGAGAGUUUUGCCUAUUUCUUUCCUCCUGGUGCAGCUUCAGAGAGAUAUGUAUCCAACGAGACGUUGUUUAGAAAGCUUGUGGAUGCCUCUAAAAGACUUCCUGAAAUGCGUUGGGCUCUAGGUGGAAAUGCUCCAGUCAUGGCAAACCGCUUAGCUGCUGAAGGAUGUGAUGUUCUACUAGGGGGUCGUCUGAGUCAAGAAGAAGCUAGUGUGUUAUCCGAUCGCAUCAUAGUUGCUGGCGAGACAGUAUUAGAUGCUGACAUCCACCUUAUUAUGGAAUAUCCAACCGGUGCCAGGUGGGGAAACCACAUCUCUCGACGUGCAAAUAGGUACAUCGUACACAGUGACUCUCACAAUCCCAUGAUUGACUCCCUUGAAGAUUUCAGAUCACAACUGGAAAGUUUUAAGCCUGAUCUUCUUGUGAUUGGUGGGCUACAAAUGAUGGAUAGCUUCCCUUUCAAACCAGGUCAGCGUGAAGCAAGAUUGAAGGCGAUUCAAGAAAUGGUGUUGUCCAUGGACCAAAAUAUAGGCUGCCACUUUGAGAUGGCAUCCUUUGUGGAACAAAACCUCAUGAAAGACUUGCUAGAGUAUGUCAUUCCUUAUUCUGACUCUCUGGGAAUGAAUGAGCAAGAACUUCCAAAUCUUCUCAGUUUAAUUAAAGGGGGAAACAUUACAGUCUUAUCUGACCCUUAUCCUCGUGUGGCUUCCAUUCUGGACCAAAUGCGUGAACUUUAUCACCUGCUUACAUCCAUGGAACUUGAAGAGGGUCAGAGGAGGCUGACCCGGCUGCAUGUUCACACGCUUGCAUUUCAGGCUAUGUUGGUGGGCAAAGGCUCCAUGUGGAAGAACACAAUGUCUGCUACAGCAAAGGCAUCUCUUACUGCUAAUAGACAUGUUUGUGGUUCUGCACAUAUUGAUACUCGCAAGGCUAAACUCAUUAUGGAUGAUUCUUUCUCAAUCAGCAGAGAAGUUGGCAGCCAGAGGAUACCUUUUAAGGUAAAUCGUCCUGUGUCUUGUUGGGAAGAGGACACUUAUGAGAUCUGUCUAGCACCUGUCUUGGUCUGUACUGAAGUUUUCCAGACAGCAGGUGGAGGAGACAAUAUAUCUGCUGCAGGACUGGUGUUGCAAAUUUAA
Molecule: messenger RNA, 1437 nt
Organism: Staurois parvus
Lineage: Eukaryota; Metazoa; Chordata; Amphibia; Anura; Ranidae
Source: the annotation of a GenBank genome assembly